AUGACUGCAACAGCAGGCAUUUUGAUACCAUCGAUAGCAACCAAGACAGGGGUUGUGGACAUCCCGGAGUGGUAUGAUGCUGGCAAGGUUUUCGUGGAGAACACGGGCAUUCCUUUGAGUACACUCCUCAUGGCACAGAUCCUCCUGAUGAACUGGGCCGAAGUCAAGCGGUACUACGACUUCAAGAACCCAGGGUCGCAGGGCGACGGAUCCUUCUUUGGCUUCACGGAGGCCUUUGCUGGGAAGGGCAAUGGCUAUCCGGGGGGAAUGUUCUUCGACCCCUUUGGCUUGGCCAAGGGCGACCCUGAGACGCUCAAGGACUACAAAGUCAAGGAAAUCAAGAAUGGGAGGCUGGCCAUGGUCGCCAUGGCGGGAUUCUACGCGCAGUACGCGGCGACUGGCAAGGGACCCAUUGACAAUCUGAUUGACCACAUCCAGUCGCCCUACACAACGACCUUCACCAGCAAUGGUGUGUCGGUGCCGUUCAUCAGUUGA
This is a messenger RNA of Ostreobium quekettii, 495 nucleotides long. Lineage: Eukaryota; Viridiplantae; Chlorophyta; Ulvophyceae; Bryopsidales; Ostreobiaceae. The record is from the annotation of a GenBank genome assembly.